Molecule: messenger RNA, 1656 nt
Organism: Tremella mesenterica DSM 1558
Lineage: Eukaryota; Fungi; Basidiomycota; Tremellomycetes; Tremellales; Tremellaceae
Exons: 3
Coding region: 1-1656 (551 amino acids)
Source: RefSeq, a predicted model, not a curated record
AUGACCCUCACACUAGGUCCACUAUACUGUUGUCUCUGCGCCUCACCGUGUCUUUUACCUAGGUACAACACCCCUCUUCCUCAAGAUCAAGCCGUGUCUACAGAUACUACCACAUCAACCCCUCUUCAUCCUGACUGGUUGAGAGAUUGGCAUUAUCUUCAAGUUUCAUCAGGACUGAUCCAGCCUCCCGUCACUCUAUCUUCUCCUGUGGUGGGAAUGAACAAUUUGAGAUUAUCAACUCCUCGUUCUCCCUUACCUCCUCUUACAUCUGAAACGCAACAAAUCGUCAAUGUUCCCAAUUCUCAGUCAGUAGUGUCAAACACACGAACUGCUCUAAACGUCCUUCAAGAACUAUCAGAUCAAGAGGAGCAGGAUACCGGAAGCGAUCUGCCUAGUCGGGAAGCAGGAUUGGAGCAAGAGGGACGUACACGUACAGGAUCGAGAGUAGCUGACGUUAACGAUUUCCCUUCCCGAGCAGCAUCACCCUCACCUCCCACAAGAACACCUUACGACGCACAUCGACGUACUGUCCCCAUACAUGCGUAUUGUCUCAUGUGCGUACUUCGUACAGUACGCAAGACAAUGUAUGGUGGAUAUUCUCAUGAAGAGAGGAUGAUGUUAGGAUGGAGUUUACCUAAAUGGACAGGACAUGGAUCCUGGGUGGGGCAAGUCGAUCCGAAUGUGUUUGGAGGAGAGAAAGGUUUGGGCGUCGGGUAUUGGUGUGGGACGAAAAGUCAGAGGGAGAGAUGGAAGAAGAAUGAUGGAAAAGAAGGAGGACAUUUGGUAAACGCGGAUCUUCAAUCACCCCUCUCCCUCAACCUUCCGUCCCAUCGACCCUCACCAUCAUCCAAACGUCCUUCACAAUCUUCCUCCUUCGCCCUUCUCCCUCAAACCAUACUCCUCGAAAUCAUCUCCUAUCUCCUCCCUUCCCCUACUUCCUCCGAAGAGCACGACAAUCUCCGUCUUCCCCAGAAACACGACACAAUAUUAGAUCGUGUGACGACUGAUUCGAACGUCAGUACAGAGAAGAAGUUGAAGAGAGAUCAACCUUCUCAUCUUCUAUCUCCACAAUGUCUGAACGAUCUUCUUUCCCUCCGACGUACUUGCUCCGCAAUGAGGUAUCUCCCACUUCCGAGAGCGAUGUGGGAAAUGAUCAUCCUGGACGAUGUGAGACAAUGGACUUUGGGUUUGUUAAGACGAUGGAAAGCGAAUCCUAGUGGGGUGGGGAGUGCUACUCAAUUAUGGAUUGCUUUAGAGGAGGAGAUCGAGCAGCCUGUCAAGGUUGGUUUAGCUUCGGUUGAAUGGAGUAAGAGAAGUGAUCAAGUCAGUUACGUUCCGGACAGCCCAGCUGGCGAUGAAACGAAUGUGAUCCGAGUGCAGAAUGAAGAAAAGAUCAUACUGGAGUCAAGGACAAGCGGGACGGGAGUCAAAUCCGUCAUGACAUGGACUGAUAAGGGGUCGAAAGACUCGCUGAACCAGUUCGAUGGGAAGAGUGAUAAUAGUGGAUAUGAUCUCGAAGAUGUGUGGAAUUGGUGGGCUUACAGCGAUGCAUGGAGAUCAAGAAGGAGGAUAUGGUAUUGCGUCGUACAUGCUAGUGCGACCGCGAGGGAUGCGGAUUGGUGGUGGAUGGACCUCGGCAGACAAUAUAAUUGGUGA